AUGGCCGCAGUUGGGGAGUGCUCGCUGCCCGCGCCGUGGCGGCCGGUCUCCCUCACUCACGUCGAGUAUCCCGCAGGUGAUUUCUCUGGCCAGCUUUUAGCUUAUUUGAGUCUUGGUCCAAUAUUCAUUAUUGUUGGCUUUGUAACGCUCAUCAUAUUCAAGAGAGAGCUUCACACGAUCUCUUUCUUGGGAGGGCUGGUGUUCAACGAGGGAGUGAACUGGUUAAUAAAAAAUGUAAUCCGGGAGCCUCGGCCAUGCGAAGAAGCCCAUUCAACAGUGACCACAAAAUAUGGGAUGCCAUCCAGCCACUCCCAAUUCAUGUGGUUUUUCUCUGUCUAUUCCUUCCUGUUCCUUUAUUUAAGAAUGCACCAAACAAACAAUGCAAGGUUUCUGGAUUUACUAUGGCGACAUGUGCUGUCCAUCUGCCUCGUCACGGUGGCUUUGCUAGUCUCAUAUAGUAGGGUUUAUUUGCUUUACCACACCUGGAGCCAAGUCCUAUAUGGAGGUGUGGCAGGAAGCAUCAUGGCCAUAGCCUGGUUUGCCUUCACACAGGAGAUUCUAACUCCCCUCUUCCCGAGGAUAGCUGCAUGGCCAAUUUCAGAGUUCUUUUUAAUCCGAGAUACCAGCCUCAUUCCUAACAUCCUGUGGUUUGAAUACACAGUCACGAGAGCAGAAGCAAGGAACAGACAGCGCAAGCUGGGUACGAAGCUCCAGUGACGGCAGCGUGGGGACCAGGGCGUGUUUAAUGGAGACAGACAAGAGCAGAGACCUGGGAGCAGCAAGGAGCCUUUUAACAGACGGACCAAAGGAACAGGCAGGGACCAUACCCAAAACCUGAAAGCCUUUGCUCUGCUUUAGCAGCUAAGCUGGAUGCUCCCUGAUGCAUGUGGGACCGUGCAGGAGUAGAAACUCAUUUUGAACACAGAUGCACAUGGUUGGAUGUACCAUCGUGUCUACGUCAGGGGAGGGGGGAGAAAAUGCCUGGUGUCGUGUUCGGGGGAGGGAAUACCAAAAAUGAAUCCUUUCUGUGACUUUUUUUUUCAGCAUGAAAUAUACACACUAUUUAUUUAUUUUUUUAAAUGGAACUAUUGUUUAUGGGGUGGGUGAGGCGUUGAUUGUGUGUUUCGCUUUUUAUUUUUUAUUUUUUUUUAUUUUUUGGAAGAAGAUGACAAAACUAAUCUCAAGUUGAUCAUGUUUAAUUAGGGCUUUUAAUUCUUACAUGCUUCUCGAGAGGGAGGGGAUCUAGGAGGGAUGACCUAGACAGAAGGGAGAGGAAGACUUUCCUUUCUGCAGUCAGUUUGGGAGAUCACAAUCAAUUCCAACUGUACUUUGUACAGACAGAAAGACAGACCAUGAAGAUCUGAUUUUUAACACUAGUGACAGUUCUGCAGGGAAGCCUACACGGAUACCAAUUAAGGGGAGUGUGUGUGUAAAACAAAGGAAAAACACAAAUACACUGACUCUUAUUUUUUUUUCCACUGCUGCUCCUGUUGUGUAAUUAGCAAGAGUGCCCUUUUCAGAAUCUCUUCUAGGUGGCAAGAUUAUCAUACAUAUCUCACAUUUAUUCCAUCUCUUCCUUUAUACUUUUAUUAUCUCAGGGUUGCUGUGAUCUGUACAGCUUUUGUUGUACUGAGACUGCCGAGGGCACUGGGAAGCCCCUUGGUUAUAAGCAGU
This is a messenger RNA of Ficedula albicollis (Collared flycatcher), 1674 nucleotides long. It is a transcript of the gene DOLPP1, whose product is annotated as dolichyldiphosphatase 1. Gene Ontology annotation, biological process: lipid biosynthetic process; protein N-linked glycosylation. Gene Ontology annotation, molecular function: dolichyldiphosphatase activity. Gene Ontology annotation, cellular component: endoplasmic reticulum membrane; intracellular membrane-bounded organelle. Lineage: Eukaryota; Metazoa; Chordata; Aves; Passeriformes; Muscicapidae. The transcript has 8 exons. The record is from RefSeq and is a predicted model, not a curated record. The coding region runs from base 1 to 717 and encodes 238 amino acids.